Messenger RNA from Botrytis cinerea B05.10, 1127 nucleotides. RefSeq lists its product as hypothetical. NCBI's taxonomy places the organism in Eukaryota, Fungi, Ascomycota, Leotiomycetes, Helotiales, Sclerotiniaceae. The coding region runs from base 79 to 1101 and encodes 340 amino acids. The transcript has 2 exons. The record is from RefSeq and is a predicted model, not a curated record.
GAGUCCUUAUCGCAACCUCUCAGCCUUGAUCUAGAUUUCUUUGUCCAAAGCGGGGAUCAACAGCUUCGUUUACCAAUCAUGCCUCUUCAUUUGCUGGGUAAAAAGUCGUGGAAUGUCUAUAACAAAGAUAACAUCGAGAAAGUCCGGCGUGAUGAAGCUAUUGCAAAGGCUAAGGAGGAGGCGGAGGAGCAACAGAUGCAAGAGUUAGAUGCGGAACGUCGCAUGCAAAUACUACGAGGAGAAAUACCUACUCCUCUAUCAAUAGAGGACAAACCAGAAGAAGACAAUGUCCCGCAUGAGAGACGCUCGCAUGGCUCCAGCGAAGAACGCAAGCGGAGACCUAGGAAACGAAAUGGGGAGAACGAAACUGACUUCGAGAUGCGCGUUGCAGCUCAAGAUUCACAGUCUUCCAAGGAUGAACGUCAAAUUGUUUUACGAAAACAUACAGAUGCGCCAUUAGUUGAUCAUGCGGGAAAUAUUGAUUUAUUUCCCCAAGAACGUCCACAAAAACCCCGAGUUGAGAAGAAUGCGGAGGCGGAGCAGGAAAAGGAGAAGAAGAGGAAAGAAUAUGAAGAUCAAUAUACAAUGCGAUUUUCGAAUGCGGCAGGAUUCAAACAAGGUCUAGAUAAGCCAUGGUAUUCGAAAGCAACGGCAGAAGUGAAAUCUAUUGACGAAGAUAAUCCAGGCAAGGACGCAUGGGGUAAUGAAGAUCCAAGACGAAAGGAAAGAGAUGCAGCGAGGGUUAUUUCAAACGAUCCAUUGGCUGCCAUGAGACAGGGUGCUGCUCAAGUACGACAGGUAAAGAAGGAAAGGGAACAGUGGAUGAAAGAGAAAGAGAGAGAAGUAAAGGAACUUGAGGCAGAGGAGCGCAGAAGCAAAAGAAAGCGAAGACAUAAUGACAUAGACGACGAUGACCUGGAAGGAUUUAGUUUGGACAGGCCUGAAAAGAGGUCACGAAGCUCACACCACAGGACUGAUUCGGAGCAUGAAAAGGAACGAGAACGCAGGCAUCGACAUCGUCGGAGGUCAGAAAGGGAUGAAAGUGAUCGACAUCGACACCGACAUCGUCAUCAUCAUCGUCAUCAUCAUAGAGAUGAGUAGAUCUGUCGUUUUAACAUUAUAACUUA